Dendroctonus ponderosae (mountain pine beetle) is the source of this 339-nucleotide messenger RNA. RefSeq names its product cytochrome b-c1 complex subunit 7-like. Bases 1 to 339 code for a protein of 112 amino acids. The record is from RefSeq and is a predicted model, not a curated record. The transcript has a single exon. Gene Ontology annotation, biological process: mitochondrial electron transport, ubiquinol to cytochrome c. Lineage: Eukaryota; Metazoa; Arthropoda; Insecta; Coleoptera; Curculionidae.
AUGGCUGUGAACUUUAUCCAGAAGCGCUUCGCAUCCAGAUCGUGGCAAGAAUGGGCCUAUCAACUGUCCGGCUUUAACAAAUUGGGGCUCUGGCGAGACGAUCUGGUGAAUGAGCAGUGCGAGCCCAACGUGAAAGCGGCACUUGAACGAUUGCCAUCCAGAUUGGUGCAGGAGCGCAACUUUCGAAUUCUUCGCGCUGUCCAACUCACUAUCCAGAAGGAAAUUCUACCCAAAGACCAAUGGACCCAACUGAAAGACGACAAACUCUAUUUGACCCCGUAUUUGGAAGAGCUGGCUAAGGAACAACGCGAACAGGAUGAAUGGAACAAGAAGUAUUGA